AUGUCCUUGCUCGCACCCUUCGGGUUCGGUCAGAAGCACUCGUACUUCCACGUUCAGCUCACCAUCCACGAGCUCACCAAUGUACCUCUUGUCACCGGUUUCUUCGCCUGCAAAUGGAAGAUCCAAGGCUCCCACUCUCUCGCAAGCCUGCAGCAUUCUGCAGCUGCCGCCCUCCACCAGCAAACCUCGCAAGCUGUGUCGACCGCUGCCCGCAAAGCACACUCGAUCUCUGCCAAAGACGCCGCCAAGGACAUUCACGCUACCGAUCACGAAUCAGGAGCAUCCAACGAUCUAGCGCUCGGUCCACCUCACGAGCAUGCCAGCGGCUCCACCAGUAAUGCAGACGAAGCUUCCAUUCUGAGCAAGUCCAGCAAGGACACGUCUCAGCAUGCUUCUAAUAAAUAUGGCUUUCUCAAUAAUCUGAUACGUCCAUCGCAAAACCACCACCACCACCACCACAACAACAACAACAAUCAAAGCUCGGAACACACGGACGACCACGAACCGCCAUCCGAGUCAGGAAAACCAGCGGCAUCAGCUGAAGCAAGCAGUCAAACUUCCCUCACUUCACCUGCUGAUGUGUCUGAAAGCGUCACUUCGAGUCCAGUCUCGCGCAGAGACAGCAUCACAAGCCGCAAAACCUCCCACUCUCGAUCAAAGGCGCUCAAAGGCCUCAUACGUCCUCAUGCCUCCGACAAGCACGAUCACAACGUCGACCCGCUCCUCUUUUUCUCUCAGGAGCCCAAGGGCGAGACCGACUUUGUCAAAGUUCACGAUCACAAGGUCGAGUGGGAGCGCGACGUCGAGGUCGGCAUGCGCAUCGGGAUUGGCAAGCCCAAGACCUCGUCUCCCAGCCAUAGUCGCCAUGACAGCCCCGCCGUUUCGGCAAAGUCGAGUGCAAAGGAUCUCCGAUCGCGCUCCAACCGCGACCAGCACCUUGAUGAUCUGUCCACCGCCUGGGGUCGUCUCACCAACUCGGAACUCAAGCUCACCAUCAAACAAGAGAUGCCCGCCCAUGCCAAGUCCACCACUCAUCCUUCCGUACUUGGCCAUGUUGUCCUCGAUCUCUCCGAGUUUGCACCCAAUCCCCCCGCAGCGAGCUUGAAAGGGCGUCACCGUCACCAUCACCAUCACCAUCACCACCACCAUCAUCAUCACCAUCGCCACGGACCUGGAGGAGAGCAUUCGUAUCGGGAUCGUGUAUGUCGUACUGAGACGCGCAAGUUCUUGCUCAACGACAGCAAGAUCAAUGCCACUAUCAAGAUCACCAUCAGCAUGACGUUCCUCGGCGGCGCGCGCGAGUACUAUGUUCCACCUAUCUCGAAUGGCCUCAUGGUCAACGGCUUGGGGUCCAUUAUGGCUCCUUCUUUGCUUGAAGCCAGCCACGACUCGUCUCCGGCACGCCCCGGCAGUGAUCCUGCGUCCUCGCACAGUGGCAGCGCGGGUAGCAGUCUGCGCAAUGAGCCCAUCCGCGCCAGUGCUUCCGUUCGAAAUCAGAGCCUCAUGGGCAGUGGCUUGCCGAGUGCCAGCAGCUUCACACUCAACCACAUGAAUUCGUCGGCUUACUCGCAUCACAGCAUGUACGGACCUCCGCUGAAGUCCAUCUAUACCAAGAAGACCUGGACCAAUCGCAUCCCCGACGAGAACCUCGUUGCUACUGCUCCUGGCGCGGACGGUGCCAAGAAAAAGACGCAACGCCACCACGAGCCGUCCUCUUUCUCCGGGCGCUCUCAAGGUGAUCGUGCGCCCGAAGACGUUGUCAAUGCUAUCUUCAAAGGUAUCUCCGUCGGUGGCAGCCACCAUGGUCAGGUGCAUGACCAAGCCGCGGCUGCCAAAGCGGCUGCUGCCCGUGCCGCCAGAGCCGAGCGAGCUGCCGCCAUGGUCGACUCCCAGACGCGCCAAUUGAGGCACAAGGCGAGCAAGUCUUCGGAAAGAUCACGAUCGCGCGAACGUCCUCGCACCGUAAGCUCGGCGUCACAUCUAUCCAAAAAGUCGGAACGCUCAUUCUCCUUCGGCCUAAUUCGCCCCAAGGACAAAGACAAGGAAAAGGAAAAGGAGCGCAAAGAGAACCAGAAGGAGAAGGAGAAAGCCAAAGUAAAGAAGGACGGCAAGAAAGGCCACAAGGGCAGUUCAAUCGCAGCCGACUCGGACAGUGUGCAUGUAGACAAAGCACAAAGCCGUCAUCUCAGCGUUCUCGGUGCCGAUGCUGGGAAACUGACGCCCGGGCCACUGGUCCUGUCGCCAUCUGCCUCUACAGACACACUCCAACGCACCAACAGCGAUUCUGCGGUUGUGCCACCAACCAGCGCAACACGCUCUUCUGCUAAGCGACUUUCGUCUGUUCGUUGGGACUUGGGUAGUAGCGGCGAUGAUGCGACAGGAAACCCUCGACCGUCGCAAGAGACGACGCCAAUAGCCGAGACGUUUCACGACAAGGAAGCACAGGAUCGGGCUGCCAUGCCACCGCCGCCGUCCGUCGUCGUGGAUCAUGCUUAUAUCCCUGUUCGUGCGGGAGGUAUUACUGCUGCUUCUUUGUCUUCUGUCGAUGUGACGGCCAACGCCUCGAGCAGUUGGCCAGUCGCGGGAGCCAAGAGUACAGCGUCGUCUGCAGAUAGCGCGCCCCUCUCUCCCAAACAGCAGAUGGCUAACAAUGCCUACGCCGACGCAGACAGCCGUCAGUCCUCUUUGUCAUCUGCAAACGGCUCGGACGAUGGGAAGAAGGUAAGCUCCAGCGAUCUGAAGGCACUGUAUCGGGCCGAGCUCUCGAUGCCUCCGAGUCUGUCCAACAAUGCCUCGGUGGGUCUCGAGCGGCUCAAACGUACCAGCCGUGCUAACGAUCAGUUCGCCAAGGAUCCUUCCAUAACGUCCCGUCUUGGGACGAGCUCGGAUCUACUACCUGCGAACGACAGCCAAGGCGUCUCUGGCCGUGAAAGGCGUUCGAAGGGCAACCGUGGUAUCGAGCCGUCGGAAGCCGCGUCCAAGGGCUGGCAUGGAGCAGGCUGGCUUCGUCCCACCUCGACUGCGCCUGCUCCUCUUCCUCCCUGUUCAGAUUCAUCGUCAUCUUCGGGGGACGAAGAGCUUGACGAAGAAGACUUCGAAGACGCUAGAUCGAAUCGGUUUGGUUCGAACGCUUCCAUCAAGUCGGACGACAGACGACGAUCCUCUGCUACCGACCAAACCUCCUUUUCCGACCCUCCGGCCACGCCACGCAUUUCGGCAUCCGAGAGAUCAAGACCGCCACGCGAGCGCGAGUCCUCUUCUGGGACUAUCUAUCAUAAUGUGGACGAAGAAGGGGACUGGGCAUAUGCCGGAGAGCCUGGCAAGACGUCGCAACCCGCCAUGGCCACGACCGAACUUCCUCUAUACGGCACAGCCGCCUAA
This is a messenger RNA of Sporisorium graminicola, 3381 nucleotides long. RefSeq lists its product as uncharacterized. The record is from RefSeq and is a predicted model, not a curated record. The coding region runs from base 1 to 3381 and encodes 1126 amino acids. The transcript has a single exon. Lineage: Eukaryota; Fungi; Basidiomycota; Ustilaginomycetes; Ustilaginales; Ustilaginaceae.